Messenger RNA from Schistosoma rodhaini, 789 nucleotides. NCBI's taxonomy places the organism in Eukaryota, Metazoa, Platyhelminthes, Trematoda, Strigeidida, Schistosomatidae. The record is from the annotation of a GenBank genome assembly.
AUGGAGUUUCUAUUGGGCUUGAGGUUUGAUGAAUCAGUGUAUGACGAAAUAUUGCCAGUAUCGUUAAUAUCAUCACAAGAUAAAUUUUGGAAAUUUUAUAAACCGUUAAACAAAGUUCAGUAUAUAAAGAAAACUGGAUCCGGAAUAAAAUAUGGAUGUUCUAGAAUUUUUUUUCCAAACAAAUCGGAUAAAGAAAACUCAAAAAUCGUGACGUUUAAUCAAAUCAACGCCGGGCAUGGUUUUUAUCAGAAAGGAAACGUAGCACAAAUAGCAGCGCCUAAGACCUGCAAUAAAAGAAAAAUUCACAGUAAACCAAAAUCAUGUAGCCAGGAAUUGAAAAAGUUUGGCCUAAAAGCCAAUAUAGAUUGCAAAAAGGUAAUAUCAAAACUUAAUUCACAAACAAGACUAUCGGAGUUUCAUUUUGAUUUCUUAAAUAUCCCCACAUUGAUGAACUGUAAGAAUCAAUCUGAUCGCUAUUUUGUGGAUACUUUUGACAAAACAUCGAAAAACUAUAAAUCAGAAUGCUUGAACUUUGAAGAUUUAUUGAAGUUUAAGAAAGUUUUGAAGAAAGAGUUAUAUAGUGAUCUUUUUGAUCAAACAGCUAUGAAAUUAGAAUUAAAGAACGCUUUGUUUCACUGGGCUACUGAAUGUGGAAUUAAAAUCUUAAGAUUUCCAUCAAAUGAAAUCGAUAAUGUCUUCCACCGUUUAAAUAUAAUGGAUGUAAAGAUCCAGUUACAAACAAUUGUCUCCAUAGGAGUUUUUGAAGUAAAUCCAAACAUCACAAAUUGA